Molecule: messenger RNA, 984 nt
Organism: Uranotaenia lowii
Lineage: Eukaryota; Metazoa; Arthropoda; Insecta; Diptera; Culicidae
Product: N-alpha-acetyltransferase 80-like
Exons: 2
Coding region: 229-795 (188 amino acids)
Biological process (GO): protein acetylation
Cellular component (GO): cytoplasm
Molecular function (GO): N-acetyltransferase activity; acetyl-CoA binding
Source: RefSeq, a predicted model, not a curated record
GAUUCCAAAAGAAAUAAAUAUUUUGAGAAGGCCGUAAUUGAAAAAGUUUGCUUUCUUCUGUCCACAAUCUUCCACAAUGAGUUUAUUUUUAGCCUUAUAGCAUUACUGAAACUGAGAACACGAAAUGAUAUUUUUUUGUUAUUACACAUCGCAGGACGCAAAUUAAUGUGAAACGAUACGUUUGUGCAGACAUCGGGCAAUCGAUAUUGCGCGUACAUUCAAUGCCAGAUGUUCUUCAACCAUUUUCAGGGUAGAACGGCCUCCACCGAUGGCAGAACCCGUAUUGUGGUACCGAUACACCAGCACCACGACCUGUUAGAUCAGUGUGUUCAGCUCAUAAACUCGGAAUGGCCCCGUUCUUACACGGCUAGGCUUUGGAGUUUGAAGGCCUCCAAAGACACACUACCUACAAAUUUCAUAUUGAUUGAACCGGAAAAUACCAAAGAUCAGUCGACAAAUUCUUCGGUACCUUCCAAGGUAUUAGCACACGCAAAGCUUUCACCUAUUCCAGCCGACAAGAAUGCAACUUUCGUCGAAUCGGUCGUUGUGGAUCGUCAAUUCCGUGGUCAAGGUCUCGGGAGAGUGUUAAUGCGGGAAGUGGAAACACAUUGUUUCCAGACACUUAAACUAGAAACCAUUUAUUUAUCUACAAUAGAUCAGGAGGGCUUUUACACAAAACUAGGUUAUAAAUUAUGCAAAGCUAUAAAUAUUUUCGGAACCAAACUUGCAAUUAAUGAUUCUACUAAAAAAAUAUGGAUGAAAAAAACCUUUUUGGAUUGGAAACAAGAAAAAUGAAGAGGUAAAAUUGUUAUAAAAGAUAUCAAUAAAUGCAAUACUUACCUGUUAACGAUUUUGUCAAACGGUCAUGGGACGUGUACCUAUUCAAUUUAAUAGCGCAAUGUGAUCGAAAUUAUCGGAAAAGUGCUUCACAUUUGGUCAUAAUAAACGAGCUUCGAUUUAUUUUUUCGGAGCAAACGCCCAGUA